Messenger RNA from Naumovozyma castellii, 1197 nucleotides. RefSeq names its product acetyl-CoA C-acetyltransferase (gene ERG10). Lineage: Eukaryota; Fungi; Ascomycota; Saccharomycetes; Saccharomycetales; Saccharomycetaceae. The transcript has a single exon. Bases 1 to 1197 code for a protein of 398 amino acids. The record is from RefSeq and is a predicted model, not a curated record.
AUGUCUAAUAACGUUUACAUUGUUUCAGCAAAGAGAACUCCGAUCGGGUCCUUCCAAGGUUCAUUGGCCUCCAAGACAGCCAUUGACUUGGGUGCCAUCGCUUUGAAAGGUGCUAUGGAACAGGUCCCUCAAUUGAAUCCAGAUUCCGACUAUGAUGAAAUUAUUUUCGGUAAUGUGCUUUCUGCCAAUCUAGGUCAAGCACCUGCAAGACAGGUGGCACUUGCUGCAGGGUUAAACAACAGCAUUGUGGCUACUACUGUGAAUAAAGUGUGUGCCUCAGCUAUGAAAUCUAUCAUCUUAGCCGCUCAAACAAUUAAAUGUGGGAAUGCUGAUGUUGUUAUUGCUGGUGGUUGUGAAUCCAUGACUAACACACCUUAUUAUAUGCCUGCCGCUAGAUCUGGGGCCAGAUUCGGUGAAACAACUCUUGUGGAUGGGGUCCAAAGGGAUGGUUUAAAUGAUGCCUAUGAUGGUUUGGCUAUGGGUGUCCAUGCUGAAAAAUGUGCUAAGGAUCAUAAUGUCUCUCGUGAAGAACAAGACCAAUUUGCCAUCGAUUCAUAUCAAAAAGCACAAGCUGCACAAAAUGACGGGAAAUUUUCUAGCGAGAUAGUGCCAGUGACCAUCAAGGGAUUUAGAGGGAAACCUGACACUGAGGUUACUAAAGAUGAAGAACCAAGUAAAUUAAACGUGGAAAAAUUAAGAGCAGCUAGAACAGUUUUCCAAAGAGAAAAUGGUACUGUCACCGCACCAAAUGCAUCUCCAAUUAACGAUGGUGCUGCUGCAGUCAUUCUAGUAUCUGAAAGAAAGUUACAAGAGUUGAAGUUGACACCCUUGGCUGUCAUUAGGGGUUGGGGUGAAGCCGCUCAACAUCCUGCUGAUUUUACAUGGUCUCCUUCAUUAGCUGUUCCAAAGGCAUUAAAGCAUGCAGGUAUUUCCGAUAUACAAUCCGUUGAUUUCUUUGAAUUUAAUGAGGCUUUCUCCGUUGUAGGAAUUGCUAAUACAAAGAUUCUAAAGUUAAAUCCAGCUAAAGUUAAUGUUUAUGGUGGUGCAGUUGCCAUUGGUCAUCCUCUUGGUUGUUCAGGUGCUAGAAUUGUAGUUACUUUGCUAUCUAUAUUACGUCAAGAAAAGGGUAAGCUUGGUGUUGCUGCUAUCUGUAAUGGUGGUGGUGGUGCCUCUUCCAUUGUCAUUGAAAGACUAUAG